Messenger RNA from Talaromyces proteolyticus, 1606 nucleotides. RefSeq lists its product as uncharacterized. Gene Ontology annotation, cellular component: lipid droplet. The transcript has 12 exons. The record is from RefSeq and is a predicted model, not a curated record. Gene Ontology annotation, molecular function: lipase activity. Bases 161 to 1606 code for a protein of 481 amino acids. Gene Ontology annotation, biological process: lipid storage. Lineage: Eukaryota; Fungi; Ascomycota; Eurotiomycetes; Eurotiales; Trichocomaceae.
AGAAAGUAUGCUUAGACUCAUCCGAUAUCAGUGUUUGAAGUCCUGCAACGCCGUCUAUUCUUCAUCCCUUGAUUUGUGGUGCAGCAUCAGCAUCUAAAACGUCAAAAAUUGUGCAAACAUUACAUCCACGUCGUUAAGAGUACAAAGGAAGAGAUACGUCAUGGCUAUCUGCAUCACCUUCGGAACUCAAGAGUUUUCCUCAAGACUUGAAGGGUACGAGCAAGUCCGAGCAUUUUGCUACAACUGUAAGUCCCAACGCCACUGUACGCAUAGAAAGCAUAUUCUAACUAGAUGUCGAACAGGCGGGAACUGGGAUGGACACUGUGAAUCAAGGUGGUCUUGGAUUACCAUCUGCUUUCUUCCGGUGAUCCCACUGUCAACCCACAAAUACAAAGAGGUCCGUUGUGGUCGGUGCGGAUUUACUCAAGAUCUCAGUAUACGUCCUGAUAUUACACCGGCUACGCGCCCCCCGCCUGGGGCUUCUUGGGGUCCUGCAUAUGGACACCCACCACAGCAAUAUUCUCAACCAUACACUGGGCCUCAGCCACCCCCUCCCGCUGGGCAACAACACCCAACGCCCCCCUUCGGAAAAAUGACACAUCCACGCACUAGAGACUUCAUUAUCCAUCCAUCCCCUACGCCUACUGCCUAUCACAUCUUCUUCCUCCCCGGAAACCCAGGGCUGGUAGAAUACUAUGCUGGUUUCCUACAAUCACUGCAUCAAUCACUGAACUCUACAGCAUCUUCAAAAUUCCAUGUCGCGGGGUACUCAUUCGGGGGAAAUAAACAUACAAUUGUUAAUGAUGGACUUCACAGCAUCACCGAACAAACAGAUCUUGCUCUCGAGAAGCUGCGACAGUAUAUCGCCGAUCAAGGAGAAGAAGAAGCAAAGGAGCAGAGCACCCAAAUAAACGAAAGACCUAAAGUUAUUCUCCUUGGUCACUCUUUUGGCACCUUUGUGACAACAGAAAUGAUAAAGCGGAUAUCAAGCGAGCGAUUUCGGGAAAAAUAUGAAAUAAUCGGAAACGUACUUUUGUUUCCCCCAAUACCAGACUUAGAAAAGAGUCCCCGGGGAACUAGAGUCGCGAGCCUAGCAAGGUGGAAGUAUCUGCCAAAUGUGUGUUCGUUUCUGGCAAGGGCCGUGUAUUCUCUGCCUCUAGUCUGGGCGAAUGCUGUGAUCAAACAUUUUACUGCUUUUCCACCUGAUGCUCUUGAGACUACACGUGCCUUUUUUGGUAGCAAAACCGGUGUGGCGCAAGCACUAUAUAUGGCUAGACUAGAAAUUGACGAGAUCAAACUCUCGCGGUGGGAAUCAGCCUUCCAAUACACAUCAAAACUGACGCCCACCCCACGAAUACGCAUUUUCUUUGGGAAAAAUGAUUACUGGGUCUGUGAUGAGCUGAGAGAUGCCUUCGUGUAUAAAUACUGUGAUGCUACUGGACCAAAAGCGUUUGGAAGGGACUUGGAUAUUACAGCAGAAAUCGACCCGAGUGACGAUGGAGAUGAGGCGAGUGUCAUGAUUCCCCAUGACUUUUCGAUACGUCACAGCGAGCAUGUGAUUCCAUACGUGGCUAGAUUUAUUGAAGAUAUUAUUAAUCACGAAUAG